GCAACAUGCUCCGAUCAUAUGUGGGCACCAACCAUCGAAAUUGGGACGGUCAUGUGGCUCAACUAGGAUUUGCUUUAAGAACGGCUACUCAUGAAUCCACGGGGUUUUCGCCAGCCUAUCUGAACUUUGGCAGGGAGCUAUCAGCAACUGGAGAUGGAUUCGAUAUUCUUCGCUGCGAGGAUUUGCCUGCAGUAGAAGACACAAACCAGUAUUGUGAGAAGCUCAAGGGUCUGCGGGAACUUUAUCAGGUAGUAUCGAGGAGAUUGGAAGAAUCCCAUCAACGUGGAGCACAUCGGUAUAACCUUAGACGAAGAGCAGUGGAAUUUAGGGUGAGGGACCUGGUCUUGAAGCGAAAUUUCGCUCAGUCAGAUGCGGCAAACUUUUUCUCUGCCAAGCUAACACCAAGGUAUGUUGGUCCUUACGUAGUGGCUGCAAGGCUAUCUCCAACAGUGUAUGCCUUAGAAGACCAGCAAGGUAAACGCAUUGGAAAUUGGCAUGUCUCGGAUUUGAAGAGCUAUCAGACCUAGUAAGAAAAUGUGGGACAUUUUCUUCGGGAAGAGGGGUAUUUGUAACGAUUCGCAAUCAUAGGCCUUAUCUGCACUCGGAAACGGGACUGAUCACCCCGUUUAGAAUUAAUCAGUUGCGGUGCGCGCCCGUAAUUGUCCGACACCGUAAGGUAAUGAUUAGCGAAAAUGGUCAGAUAUUGCCGCUCUCCACUUAACGGCGAAUCUAAAAAUCCGUAGAUUGACCCAGUAGCCAAGCUUGACCUAGAUGGCGCUAUUAUCAGCCGUGAUGUACGCAACAGUCGUUAACGAGCAAGGACCACGUUGUGAAGAAAAGUUGAAGUUCGAGGAUCAUCGUUUGCCACCCUCAGGUCUUCUCGUCGUCUUGUAAUUAUUUCGAGGAUUUUCUUGGACUCUGAGGGUUCUGGUCGACGACACAAGUUUGGCUGUGACGUGUUCCCUUGCAUCCCGGUCGGCCGGCAUCGUCUCUUCACACCUGGAUGGCCUUGACA
Homalodisca vitripennis (glassy-winged sharpshooter) is the source of this 1015-nucleotide messenger RNA. RefSeq lists its product as uncharacterized. Bases 6 to 527 code for a protein of 173 amino acids. NCBI's taxonomy places the organism in Eukaryota, Metazoa, Arthropoda, Insecta, Hemiptera, Cicadellidae. Gene Ontology annotation, molecular function: nucleic acid binding. The transcript is spliced from 2 exons. The record is from RefSeq and is a predicted model, not a curated record.